CUUGCAUGUAUUUCAAACGAAAAAACAAAUAAAUAUAUAUAUGUAAAAUUACUAUUUUAUCCCUCAAAUUAUAUACAGUAGUGCUGAUUAUUUAUUUAUUUUGGAUGAGGGGAGAGAGAAACAGGGGUCUCCACAAAACCCGGUAAUCAGCGAGUCCCACGCCAUGGACAGGGCCCUAGCUUUUCAGUUAAUUCACGCGAUCUUGUCCUUGUUUAUCCUCUUUAUAAUCCCAUCCCAUUCCAUUCCAUUCCCCCUUACAAUUAAUCCUUGAUCACUUGUCACUACUUUACAACUCACAAUAUUAAUUUUUCUUUUCAUUUAUCUCCUCCACUUGGGCAAUGGGUAUUUUCCUGAUCUUUUGCCUCACAAUCCUCUUCCCGCCCCUCAUUGCCUCCUCUCGUACACUAGAACAACAAAAACAACAAAAUCCUCCUCCUCAUUUGGACGAAUUGGUGCAUGCGCGCAGCUCCUGGCUGAACGAAUCGAGACGCAACCUGGGAUUCCUUUCGUGCAACACCGGCAACCCCAUUGACGAUUGCUGGCGCUGCGACUCUAACUGGGAACACAACCGCCAGAAACUCGCCGACUGCGCCAUCGGCUUCGGCAAAAACGCCAUCGGCGGCCGCGACGGCCGCAUCUACGUCGUCACCGACUCCGAAAACGACGACCCCGUCACCCCCAAACAGGGCACCCUCCGCCACGCUGUCAUCCAAGACGAGCCGCUCUGGAUCAUAUUCGCCCGCGACAUGACCAUCAAACUCAAGGAAGAGCUCAUCGUCAACUCCUUCAAGACCAUCGACGGCAGAGGAGCCAGCGUCCACAUCGCCAACGGGCCCUGCAUCACCGUCCAAUUUGUCACCAACAUUAUCAUCCACGGUGUACACAUCCACGACUGCAAGCCCGGGGGGAAUGCUAUGGUGCGGGACUCCCCAGGGCACUACGGGUGGAGGACCAUAUCGGAUGGUGAUGGCGUCUCCAUCUUUGGAAGUAGCCACGUGUGGGUGGACCACUGCUCCUUGUCCAACUGUGCUGAUGGUUUGAUCGACGCCAUUCAUGGAUCAACGGCCAUUACCAUUUCCAAUAACUAUAUGACGCACCAUGAUAAAGUCAUGCUUUUGGGGCAUAGUGAUUCCUACACUCAGGACAAAGGCAUGCAGGUUACUAUUGCUUUUAAUCAUUUUGGAGAGGGCCUUGUGCAAAGGAUGCCCAGGUGUAGGCAUGGGUAUUUCCAUGUGGUGAACAAUGACUACACACAUUGGGAGAUGUAUGCCAUUGGUGGGAGUGCGGACCCCACAAUUAAUAGCCAAGGCAAUCGAUUUCUUGCUCCAGCUGAUGACAACAGCAAGGAGGUGACCAAACACGAGGAUGCAGCUGAGAGUGAAUGGAAAAAUUGGAACUGGAGAUCGGAAGGGGACCUAAUGCUAAACGGCGCAUAUUUUACGGCUUCUGGGGCAGCGGGCUCGUCUUCAAGUUAUGCAAAGGCAUCGAGCUUAGGAGCCAAGCCAUCAGCUUUAGUAGGCUCAUUAACGUCUAGUGCCGGCGCCCUAAAUUGCCGCAAAGGAUCCAAGUGCUAGCUAAAAUUGAAGCCAUAUACUAUUUAAGCCGCCUCAAUCUAGCUAGCCAUGGCUUUUUUUUUUUCUUUUUUUUUCUCUUUUUUAUUUAUGUAAUUUAAUUUUUCUACCAUUGUUC
Molecule: messenger RNA, 1689 nt
Organism: Striga asiatica
Lineage: Eukaryota; Viridiplantae; Streptophyta; Magnoliopsida; Lamiales; Orobanchaceae
Source: the annotation of a GenBank genome assembly